This is a messenger RNA of Spirodela intermedia, 10530 nucleotides long. Lineage: Eukaryota; Viridiplantae; Streptophyta; Magnoliopsida; Alismatales; Araceae. The record is from the annotation of a GenBank genome assembly.
AUGCCGGAGGAGAACGCGUCGGCCCCGUUGUUGGAGAAGGUGUACCAUGCAGAUUGCCCCGGAUGUAAGGUGGAUCGGUGGAAGGCGACCAAUGAAGGGAUACCUUUCAGGGAGUUAUUUUACGUUUGGCUCGUCACCCUAUGCACAGGUAAGAAGAAUCGAGGAGUAAGUCUUUCUUCUUCUCCCGCGUCUCUUCUGGCUCAAGAAGCCGCAAUUAUGGGUCGACACCAAGGCAUCUGUUGGCUUGGUGACUAACUGAAUUCUUCCCGUUUCCGAGGAUCUCUUUGACUACGAGUUCCGGCGUCUGCGUCCUAUGUUUUGAAUUUCUUUUUCCUUCUUUCUACUUUUGGCGUCGCGGUUGUCGAACUUGUUUGACCUCACAAACUUGUCCACACCAUAUUCUUCUUGGGUUCCGUUCGGCCUACUUCCCUUCUGACGAAUGCGGCUCACUUGUUUCAGACUGUCUCUUUUGUUAUCUCGUCAGUUGUGUAUUUGAGGUUAAAUAUGAUUCCUUGGACACCUAUUCUGUGUUGUUAAAUUCCUGGCCUCUCUCUAAGGUGUCUGAAUAACGUCAGUAGAUUCCCUUAUCUACCACCCUCGCUGACACUUUCAAAAAUGAUUUCUUGUUCCUGUAUAGAAUUUUCAGAAGCCUGAAUGGUCCAUAAGAAAGAAAUGAGGGUGGAGUUUCAGAUUACUUUGCCAGAUAAGGAUGGUGCCUCGUACUUGUUUAUUUGGCUCUUCAUAACCUCUCUAGCCAGUAUCCACAAUGGGAUAUCAUGUUCUAUAGUAUAACAGACCUUCUGCUACAUAGUGUACGCAUCCUUCUUGCUUUACUCCAUCUUUUUGUUUAGAUCAUUCUAAUGCGCAGAGUAUCAAAGUAACUUUGUUGAACAGGGAAGGAUAUUCUUUAUAUUUGUUUAAAAUUUUUGAGAGUUUCUCUUUUAUUCGUCUCUGCCUAGAAUAUAGAUUUUUCUUUCCAGCUGUAGAUUCUAACAAGGCCGAAAUGUAAAUUUUAGCAUGCUCAUCUGAGAAAAUGUAUUUUGACUGACGUACUAGCACGAUUAAGUAGUGGAAAUGUCCAUCUGGAUCUAUUUCUAACUCAUAUGAUGAUGUCAAUUUUCUUGGGGGUAUAUUAUUUUAUCAUAUUCCUCUAAUUUUUCCCCUAAUUUUUGUGUUCUGUCUUUUCAGCCCUCCCAAUAUCAUCAUUGUUUCCAUUCUUAUAUUUCAUGGUACGUAUCAUAUUUACAGGUUUCACUUACUUCCUUCAGAUCGAAUUUAAUGAGUUUCAGCGAUAUUCUCAAGUGCUUUACGAAUCUCAUUGUGCUGCUCUAUUCGGAAUGUAGUUUUCUUGGAUUACCUCUGAACUUGGAUCCAAUGGAUGUUCUUACCCUAAAUGCUAAAUACUUGUAAAUUUUAUCUUCAUUGUCUUGGAUAGGUUAGAGACCUGAAUAUUGCGAAGAGAGAGGAAGAUAUUGGUUUCUAUGCGGGUUAUAUUGGUAAGGUUUUUGUGAUUGUACUCUCAGGGCUAUAAAGAAGGCUAAGUUUUUUCAAUUAAGAUAAUUCAGUAGCUAUCUAAAAUUUCGCUUCUCCUCUGACACAAUAUCUUUGUAUCUUUUCUUCAAAGGAUCUUCUUUUAUGUUUGGAAGAGCUUUGACAUCCUUUUUAUGGGGGAUUUUAGCUGAUAAAUAUGGACGAAAGCCAGUUAUUGUGUUUGGCGUCAGUUCAGUGUUCGUAUUCCUGAAUCAUGGUUUCAUAGAACUUUUGACAAUAAUUUCUCAUGACAUGCCCUCUUCCAUUGUCUAUUGCAGAGUAAUCUUCAACACUCUGUUCGGGCUCAGCACGAAUUUUUGGAUGGCAGUCUCAACCAGGUUUCUUCUUGGAUCUUUAAAUGGGUUGCUUGGCCCUAUCAAAGUAUGUGCUUCUACCUAGGACUCUUUGAAUAUCAAAGAAAAUAAAUAUCAUCUUGGAUAAUACGGACAUUAAGUUUCCAAUUAACUCUUUUGCAUUGCUUUUUCCAGGCAUAUGCUGUUGAAGUUUCCCCUAAAAAACAUCAAGCUUCUGCACUGUCACUUGUAAGAGAUCUUAAUGGCUUUAUUGAUAAUUUCGUAUAACUUGAUUCAUCAGAGUGAAUUUAUUUUUAUGUUUUGUGAUACUUAUCACCGUGCUUUUUAAGAUCGUGCAUGAUGAUAAUUUCCGUUAGAACACCUUGUUGGAAUGCGUCUUUCAUAAUGCAUAUUACAUUAGGUCGGGAAGUAUAUUCCUUGUAUAGUUAUGGAUUUUGUUAUCUUGGGUUUGAAGAAAUAUGCGGGUAUCUUCUUUGGUUUUGCUUGUAAUCCCUGAUUCCACUUUAGAUAUGAUGCGACCCAACUUCCGCCCUUAAAACUUAGAAGAUUAUCAUACACGACCUCAAAUAGGAUAUCCGUUUGCCCAGUUAGCUUAGGUAAUAAUGUUGCCAACUUAUGUUUUAGCACAACUUUGGGUUUAAAAUACUUGGGAUCAUAAGGUUGCAGAUUUUCUCUAUAAAAGUACUCGAUAUAAAUCUUCUAUUAUGAAAUAACAUCAAAUGGAGACGCUCCCAAAAUUUUGAAAGGAUUCUUGGUAAGGAAUAAAUUGAAUCGCUUUAAGUUUUCUUGACCCCUAGUAGAAAUAUCAGUGUCUGUAGAAGAUGCAGACACUGAUGAAUUGGUAAAGAUGACAAUUUGCUCUCUGGUCCACCGACAAUCAUCAUGGCAGAUGGUGGCAUCACAUUAGAUGUCUCCAUACAUCCCCACGAAGCAUGUGAAUUUUUUUUCUGACAAUCCACAUCACAUUGGUUCAUCUCGUUCUCUGUAUGUACAAUGCCUGCGAUAUUCCUGCAGUUUUCGUGGGGAGGACAGUGACAUCCCAUUCCUCCAUCUAGGACAGCCACUCGUAUUCUUAAAUUUUUCAGCAAUAUACCGUCGCAUUGUAUAAAAGUGAAAGGUUGAGAAACUUUGGUUACCUUUUUGUGAUAUGGAUUGUAUCCAGCGUUUUAAUUUAAUUUCUAUUUUCUUGUAUCAUUAACUUUUUUGCUGAAUGGCCCUGGGCCAUUUAACAAUUGUACCUAUUCUCAGGUUGCUACUUCGUGGGGCAUAGGACUGAUUAUUGGCCCUGCAAUUGGAGGUUACCUUGCACAGGUACGUAUACUGCCCAUUGAUGUUGUUGUGCAUGUUUCUGUUCAGAAAAUUUUCAUACCCAGAAUUACCCACUUCUGGGCUGGUAGUUUUUUUCGUUCUCUUGUUCUCCAAGAGGCAAUGCAGAAAACUGAUGGGAAACUCUUUCAUGUCAGAAAUUAUACACCAUUAUAUUAAGAGUUGAAAAUUUUAGUAGGUUGUACAGAGGAUCACUGGAGCAGUAGCUUCCUGCCAGAUACCCUAGGCGGAUCAAUAAAUGAAACCUGUAUUGUAGGCCCAAGGGUGGGCCCAGGGGGUCCAGGGUUAACCAACAAGUAUAUGAUGUACGCCCGUCUUCAUCAGAGAGUAGUGUGCCUUGAUUUUUAUAUAUGAUUUACCUUGAUAGAGUUCUAACAAGUUCAUACCCUAGUAUAUCAAUCUCCCUUAAAAGAUCUAUAAUACAUAUUUCCAUCAGAUAUGUAAACCCUUCAUUAGAUUACGCUACUUUAAGCCCAAGAAAGUACCUAAGGUUACCAAGAUCUUUGACUUCAAAUUCCUUAGCAAGCUUUGUCUUUAAUAGUUUAAUCUCCACAUAAUCUUUGAUCACUUCAUAUCAUUUUCAUAAACUAUUGAGUUACAAAAACUUUCAUUCUCGCCAUUUUGUAAAUGAGGUAUGAUCAUCAUUCCAAUGUUCACAGUAAAAAGUGAUCACCACGAUUUCCAAGUCUAUUAAAUCAGGCUUACGGAGAUUGCCUUAAUUAAUAUUAGAUCAUUCUUCAAUCUGAAUACUUAUUAACCAGGUGGGCAGCGCAUACAACCUCCUCUUGAAAGUCUCUAUUUAAGAACGCGUUUUUCGCAUCAAGUUAGUAGAGCUCUCACCUUCUGUCAUCUUUAUGAGUCAUCAAAUAAAACAUGGCCAGGAAAAGGCUUACCAGAAAAGGGAGUGAAAAAAUAGUAACAGAAAAUACAUUUCCUUAAAAAUCUCUGAUAUCCCUAAAUAAUAUUGAGAAGAAUAUAUAUAUUGAAAGGAGGUAUAUUUAGGAAUAAUAUCUCUGAUAGUAUCUUGCGAUAUUCGUCACUAUAUUAUCCCAUUUUAUUGUUGGAUAAUCCAAAUAUCGAAUAAAAGCUGAAGACAUUUUUCUAUGUUUUCAAUAUCUGAUAAGUCAUUUGCGCUAAGAAAAAGACUUGGGAUGAUGUAUCUGUUGAAAUCUUGAUAAAGGUGCUUAGUAAUCAUAUCAUCCAGAUGAAUUCUUCUUGACGACUUUUCUAUCUGUGGCAGUAUGGGUAUAUGUGGUAUUUAAGCGUUUUUGAUAUUUUAUUCGAUGUAUUUAACCUAUUUCCUUAAUCUCAUAUAUGCGUUUUCGACAGCCUGCAGACAAGUUUCCAAACUUAUUUCCUAAAGAAUCCAUAUUUGGAAGGUGAAAUUUGAUGUGCAUUUUUACUGGAUUUCUUGAUAAAUGACUCGUUUCUAUCCUAAAUGGUGUCGUUCUUGUUGUGUAGGUUUCCAUAUUUCUUACCUUGCCUCUGUAUAUCCCUCAUUGCAGUGGGUGUAUUGGUUGCCUGUAUUUGGCUCCCUGUAAGUUAGAAUUCUCCUCUAAUGUCGCUCAUUCUGGUAAUUUGAUCGAUAUUUAUUUUCUUUACUGUAUGCAUGUACUUAUUGAAUCUGAUGGCAAAACCUCUGCGUCUCUGAACCAAUUGUGAUAAACUUGUUCCAUUUACCAUGAUGUAGCUAGAUCGUUUGGCCUUUUCUUGAAAGAUGUCUGAUCGAGUUACUGGUCUCGACUAUAUAUCAUCAGCUUUAAUAUCUGAUGGCCUCAUUUAAUUUCAUCUUUAGCUUGAAUGUAAAACAUAGGAAAUGGAUGAUAUUUCACGGGACCUUUUAUUGCCUUACAUCAGGUUAGAUAUUCUUGUAUACGUUUAGCUAGAUUUAUAUCCCUGUUUAUGCUACCCAAUAAUUAGACCCUAUAUUUUUUCCCGCUAACUUUAGUCUCUAGAAAUUUCAUACGUGAGGAUUUAGUACUCUCGUCACAGGAAAAGGACGAGUAUUGUUAACAUGGGCUGAAGACCUUGGGCUAGAGAUCUUCUAGAAGCUGCUCAAAAUCUCCUGCCAACCGUCAGUGCUCAGAAGCUUCUGUUUUGUUUUGUCAGUCUAGGUCUCUGACACACCUCUUGUGUCAAAGAUUUACAGAUAUCUGUUCUAUUUUGUCUUGUCAGUCUAGAUAUCUGGCAUAUCUCUUGUGUCAGAGAUAUCUCCACAUGUAUGUUCUCUGUUGUCUUGUCAGAGUCUCUGCUCUUUGUGGAUGACCCUACCCCUUGGGAGGUCUGUAUAAUUCCCAAGUGUGUACCCCUAGGCAUUCAAUAUAUAUCUUCCACUUCUUUGAGAGUUUCACUCCUUGAGUGCUCCUCCCCUUGAGAGUCCUCUUAUUAUGCUUGUAGAUUUAAGCAAACCUCCCUUGUGGAUUCAAGGGUCGUAAACCAAAGCCUUGUGGAGUCAGGCCUAACCCCUUGUAGAUUCAAGGGUUGAAGCAACUGGUUAUGUGGACUCACUCAGAACUCAGUUCCUUCAAGCAGUAGGAUCUGGGGAUUCAAGACCUGGCUCCUGCAUCUCUCCUUCCCUGAGACUGUGUUAAGUAUAGUCCUAAGUAAAAAAGACAUUUAUUCUCGUUUCGGAGACAUCUAUUUGGAUCUCUCUCCUCUCUCUCCCUGAUCACAUAUAUGCGUAUGACCACCUAAACCCAUCUCCCUGGACCGCAUGUUUUCUUCAAUUAAAUAAAAUUAAUGGGAAAAAUCAAUGUUGAUGGAGAAUUACGAUUAUAUUCCUAUUCUUCUGAUAGGAAUUAACAACCAGAUUAAACCUUCAACAUCAAGAAAUUUCUAGGGGCUAAAAGCUAGCAGGAGAAAUGUAAGAGCUUAUUAAUGAUGGAUUGAGUUUAUCGGAACCUACAGCUAGUUAACUCCACUUAAUAAUAUUACUUUUUUUCAUAACUUUAUCUCCUUUAAAGGUUUUAAUCACACUAUGUCAACUUAAAUUCCUUAUCUUAAUUUAUAUGCUUAUGUUUUCGUGACGAGACAGAUAAUUUGUCAGGAAUAGUUUUUCCGUUUUAAUAAAUAUAGAUUUGUGGCAAGUGAUUUUUUUUACAUAGCGGUCUUGCUGAGUAAUAAUAUUCUUUCCUUUUCCUUGCAACCAGCAAUGCCAUUCUUCUUAUUGUUGUGAUACACCUUUUUGCAGGAAACAUUGCAUACCCACAAGGAAACUAGAGAUCAUAUAUCUUAUGAUCCUCUUGGUGCUUCUGAAGAUGGCUCUGCUUUCAAAGUGAAGGAUGAACAGACGGAAAGGAAAAAAUAUCCAUCUGAAGAAAAUCUCUUUAAGAAUUGGCCUUUAAUGUCAUCCAUCAUCGUUUAUUCUAUUUUCUCCUUUCAUGAUAUGGCUUACACUGAGGUACCUCUCACCGCUCUCUGACACACACACACAGAGAAUAAAUUCCAUAUUGUUCAUAAUAAUGAAGCUGUAGUGUGUCCAUGUAAACAGUAUGGUGAUGAUAGAUUGUCGUUUAAUAACUGUAUGGUUCUUACGUAUAGUCAUUGAUUGUGUAGAUUUUCUCCCUUUGGGCUGAAAGUGAUAGAAAGUAUGGAGGUCUGAGCUUUUCCACAAAUGAUGUUGGCCAAGUGCUUGCAAUCUCAGGUAUACUUCGUCUCAGGAUAAUGUGGAUUUGUACUCAUAUUGUGAAAUCUCAAAUCAUACAUCCGGAACAGAUAACCCACUUCCUUGUUCAAUUAACAGUUUUUUAAAAAUCAUUCCGUCAAUAAAUGAUUUUCACCUCCUUACGUCCUUUGAUACUUUAUAUCCCUCAAUAUGACUGUUAGAGAGCCAUUAUGAGAGUAUGCUACUCAAAUAAGUCUGUUAUACUAAAUGUUUGGAUUUGGUGAAAAGCAUUCGUGGAAAUGAAUAAUGUUCUUUAAUUGAUCUAGCAUAUCAUUUUCUCUGCGAUUAGAUCGAGAUGUUCACUUCGCAUAUUUGAGGUAUGCACGAAGGCUCAAUUAUUGGCAUGUAGUACUGGGUAUGUUUUGGGUAUCCAGCUAAAGACCAAUUGGGUGUCCGUUGACACUUGCAGCGCUACUUUACCCUCUUGCAUACUUUUUUAGGCACAUGACAUUCCCCCUAUUACUGGGGUACUCCCACAUCAGUAAUUUCGUAGUAAGGAGCAAGCGAUAAAUCACUGAAUAGAGAGUUCUGUUGUGUUGGAUGCUCCAUAAAGGUCAUAUUUCAAUGCAAGCCGAACAAUCAUUUAAAGGCCUAUGUAGCAGAAAAACAUAGCCCUUGUCCCAUGACUUGAAGCUAGUAUGUACAAAGUGAUGGGCAGGAACAGAUGCUCCGUAGAAAAUGAUGCUCGCUCCCAGUAGAUGCUCCAGAGAUUUUCAAAGGAUGUUUUCGUGAAUUUUCAUUGCUUUUAAAUAAAUCCAUCAUUUGACAUUGUAUUACAUAUUUACAGCCAAUUAAGCUCUCCAUUUGAGGCAUCUGAGUUUCAGAAGGAUGUUUCAAGAUGGUUCAAAGCCUAAGUUUCUUUGCCUGUUCUGUGGCUCAAAGAACCGCACAAAUAACUUCUUGAAAUCCACGGGUGCAUGCUUCAAGUUAUGAACUACCUAAGAACUAUUCAGGAGAAGAUAAGUCGAUAGAAUAUUGUUUUUAUAUGUAGAAACUGAAAAUUUCUUCAAAUCGUACUUCAUCGCCAGCUCAGUGUUGACUUGUAACAGUAUAUAUUUAAAGGGACCUAAAAAUUAUGUACGUCAGUCAGACUGUGUAGCAUCCAGUCAGAAAUGAGACUAUGUACCACAGCUUUUUAGCAUUCGAUUAUGAGUCUUUGAAUUCCCAGUUUACGCAGAAAAUCAUGGUCCAGAUAAAUUCAUUUUUAAAUGUCUUCUUUCUCACUAAAAAUCCAUGUCCCUGUGAAUGUGUGCAUGUGAAUUUUUCUGGAACAUGGAAUGACUGAUUUUUUUUUCUCAGGCUUUAGUCUUCUUGUCUUCCAACUAUUUUUGUACCCACCCCUUGAAAGACUGUUUGGUCCAGUUUCUUCAUCUCGAAUUGCGGGGGUAUGAAUUAUGCAAUUUAUUUUUAUUUACUUAAAAUUUUAUAUUUAUUUUUUAGGUUCUAUCUCACAAAUACUUCUCACUACAGGUUCUGGCAAUCCCACUCCUAUCUACUUAUCCCCUUUUUUCAAUGCUAUCUGGCGCUGGACUUUUCGUGGUUGUGAAUUUUGCAUCUUUGUUAAAGAAUAUUUUGGAUGUGAGUUCAGCUCAUCUUGGGUUCCUUCCUCUUUUCUAGUGCAAUAGGUGAAGGCAUUUCAUCACUUUUUCUUUGUACGUACGAUUUUCAUGAUGAAGAUUUAACAUGCAAUCAAGGAGAAGGGAAAAAUGUAAAUAAAUUAAUGAGCACAGAACAAGUGUAUGCCAUGAUUUCUUUUUACUCGAAUGCCACGUGGACAUUGCUUUGUAGAGUAAAGGAGUUUUCAUAUUUUGAUUAAAAAAUAAAUGUCUGGUAUCAUUGUCGACUGUUAUGCUGAAGUGCCCACAAUGGUUAACAAGUUUAACAUGCUUUAGUUGUUGAGUUUCUUUCAUUCGGUGUGAUCUGAAUUUUUAUUUCCCUUUUUACAAGAUCGAAAAUUUCCUACGUCAUCUCUAUGUCAAGGUUGUUAGUUUGAUUGCAUACUUCGCGUGCAUGGUUUAUUCAGCCUCCAGUUAAGUCAGGAAAGGUACAGGAGAGAUGUGUGAUAAUCCCCUGAGGGACUGUCAUAACCUGAUUCUAAGAUUUUGAAAACUGAACCAAAGUCAAACAGUUGGAGCCCUAGUUUGCACAAAUCAUCAAGAAUGCUUACUCAAGUGGUCUUCGUCUACCUGGCACUAGAAUUGAGUAGUAAAACUUCAAUUUUCCGAGGAUGACGAAAAUUCAGUGAGAAAGUUGGUUCGGACAAUACCCAAUACAGCAUCGAAUAUCCAUGUAUAGACAUAACGGAUACUGUUAAUUGAUCAAAUAUACAAUCAAAAUUUGAUUAGAUGAUUUCCGUGGUAAAAUCCCAUUAAAAGAAAACUGUCUGUCCUCACCUCUCUUCUAUAUUUAACAUCCUAUAUGCUGUGUGAUCUUCUGUGAGAAUUUUCAUUUCUUGAAGUUUAAAUUUCUCAUUUUGACGUAUUUUCAAUUUCGAUCAGAUUAUCAUCAACAUUGGAAUGGUCAUUCUUCAAAACAACUCUGUGGUAAUUUUCUACUCUCAUAUGUUAUAAUUUGAGUUCCCUCGAUCCAUGACUCCAACUUAAAAAACUUAUCUCGCCAAAUAUUUGGUUUUUUUUUCGUUCGAUGUCAGGAACAACACCAAAGGGGAGCUGCGAACGGCAUGUCUAUGACUUUGAUGUCUAUCUUCAAAUCUGUAGCCCCAGCAAGCGGUGGUGCAUUGUGAGUGCCUUAACUAUUCUUUUUACUAUUGGUACAACUCUUCUAUAAUAUAAUACGGACUAAAUCUCAGCAUGUGGUCCCAUCAGCCGAAGUUCAACAACCUUCGGUACUUGUUUCCCUUAUUUUUGGGAAGUACUCUCUAAGCAGAGAAUUCUGAAUCGGAGGUAUAGUUGAGGGGUGCAAAAUGGAAAGAGGCCAUGUUUGACGUAGAAACUAAUAAAUUCAGUCGGUAAUCUUAUUUCUUAGAUAACAGAGCAUGUCCCUCUCCCAUUGCCACUCAUUUAUAUACUAACCCAGAGAUAAAUUCUCUUCUCUUCAUGUAGAAGAACAGAUUCCUGUUUGCUAUGCUGGUCGCAGUCCCAGAACAUUACUUUAUUUGGGAGGAGGACUCAUGAAUUUCGCUGAUUUUCUAUUUGAAGAAUGAAUUCUCCUGGUUGAGUGGUUUUGUGCUCUCCGCUGGGGAUGUUAUUCAGGAUAAAAGUAGUGUGCUUUCAGAGUUAGUUAUUUUUCAAAAAUUAAUAGGAAUGCUAUUUUGAUCACCCAAAAUCACAAAAAAACAAAGAAAUAAUUAUGCUGGUGGUUUGAUUCAGUCCUAAAUUUGCUUUUGCGCAGAUUUUCUUGGGCCCAGAAACGUCAGACUGCUUCGUUUCUUCCAGGUAAUGGUCCAGAAAUUUCCUUCAAAUCAACAUAUAAAAUGUGCUUAUAUAUAUAUAUUCGACUUCACAAUUGAUGUUAUCUAACUAGAAGUCGGCUGAUUAUCUGAGCAUUCACUGUGUUCAUAGUUGAGCUGCUGGGUCCUUAUAGCUAUCUCGAAUCAUGGUAUCAACGCGAGCCUCAUCUUUCUGUCAUGCAGGUGAUCAGGUGGUCUUCUUUGCACUGAACGUAGUUAAGCUUCUUGGCGUUCUAUUGACUUUCAGACCGUUCCUAACUCUAAGAAACGAGCCUCCCUCUACAUAG